Molecule: messenger RNA, 1638 nt
Organism: Columba livia (rock pigeon)
Lineage: Eukaryota; Metazoa; Chordata; Aves; Columbiformes; Columbidae
Gene: ARRB1
Product: arrestin beta 1
Exons: 16
Coding region: 217-1473 (418 amino acids)
Biological process (GO): visual perception; signal transduction; positive regulation of ERK1 and ERK2 cascade
Cellular component (GO): cytoplasmic vesicle; cytosol; plasma membrane
Molecular function (GO): G protein-coupled receptor binding
Source: RefSeq, a predicted model, not a curated record
GGCCGAACCGAACGGAGCGGGGGGCUGAGCGGAGCCGAACCGAACCGAGAGCAGCCGAGCGAGGCCGAGCGCAGCCGAUCUGAGCCGAGCUCGUACCGGGCCGUACCGGGCCCAGCGCCCUCCCCGCCGCCGCCUCUUCCCCCUCCACCAUCCAGCCAGUAAUUUUCCAAGCCCCGCUCGGCGCUUCCCGGCGGAGCUGCCCGGAUCGGCGGGGCCAUGGGAGACAAAGGCACCCGGGUGUUUAAGAAAGCCAGUCCAAACGGGAAGCUCACCGUCUACCUGGGCAAGAGGGACUUCGUGGAUCACAUCGAUGUGGUGGACCCCGUGGAUGGCGUGGUGCUGGUGGACCCCGAGUACCUGAAGGAGAGGAAAGUCUUCGUCACCCUGACCUGCGCCUUCCGCUAUGGCCGUGAGGACCUGGACGUGCUGGGCCUGACGUUCCGCAAGGACCUUUUCGUGGCCAACGCUCAAGCCUUCCCCCCACUGCCCGAGGAGAAGAAGCCCCUGACGCGGCUCCAGGAGCGGCUCAUCAAGAAGUUGGGCGAGCACGCCUAUCCCUUCACCUUUGAGAUCCCCCCCAACCUGCCUUGCUCCGUCACGCUGCAGCCGGGCCCAGAGGAUACAGGGAAGGCCUGCGGGGUGGACUACGAGGUCAAAGCUUUCUGCGCCGAGAACCUGGAGGAGAAAAUCCACAAGAGGAACUCGGUCCGCCUGGUCAUCCGGAAGGUCCAAUAUGCGCCAGAGCGCCCCGGUCCCCAACCCAUGGCAGAGACCACGCGGCAGUUCCUCAUGUCGGACAAACCGCUGCACCUCGAGGCGUCCUUGGACAAGGAGAUCUAUUACCACGGAGAACCCAUCAGUGUCAACGUCCACGUCACCAACAACACCAACAAGACAGUGAAGAAGAUCAAGAUCUCAGUGCGCCAGUACGCCGACAUCUGCCUCUUCAACACCGCCCAGUACAAGUGUCCGGUGGCCGUGGAGGACGCUGACGACAUGGUGGCCCCCAGCUCGACGUUCUGCAAGGUCUACACCCUCACGCCCUUCCUGGCCAACAACCGGGAGAAGCGGGGGCUGGCGCUGGACGGGAAGCUCAAGCACGAGGACACCAACCUGGCCUCCAGCACCCUGUUGCGGGAUGGAGCCAACAAGGAGAUCUUGGGCAUCAUUGUGUCCUACAAGGUCAAGGUGAAGCUGGUGGUGUCCCGAGGAGGCCUGCUGGGAGACCUCGCCUCCAGCGACGUGGCGGUGGAGCUGCCCUUCACGCUCAUGCACCCCAAACCCAAGGAGGAACCUCCUCACCGGGACGUUCCAGAGCACGAAGCGCCCAUUGAUACGAACCUCAUCGAGCUCGACACAAACGAUGACGACAUCGUGUUCGAAGACUUUGCCCGCCAGCGGCUCAAGGGCAUGAAGGACGACAAGGAGGACGAGGACGAGCGGACAAACUCCCCCCAGCUCAACGACAGAUAAACGAGCGUCUGUGUGUCCCCCCCCCCCCGGCCCGGGAACGUCCGUCGCGUUCGGCUUCUUGUUUUAUUUUGUAUAAUUAUUAAUUUUGGAUUUUUUCGGUGUUUUUUUUUAAUUUCUACCUAUGGAUCGCCCGAUGGCGACAGCAAUUAUAACCAUCCAGCUGUG